This is a messenger RNA of Mus caroli (Ryukyu mouse), 156 nucleotides long. The record is from RefSeq and is a predicted model, not a curated record. NCBI's taxonomy places the organism in Eukaryota, Metazoa, Chordata, Mammalia, Rodentia, Muridae.
AUGUGCUACUACGGAGGAUAUUAUGGAGGCCUGGGCUAUGGCUGUGGUGGCCUAGGCUGUGGCUAUGGCUGUGGCUAUGGUGGCUAUGGUGGCUAUGGAUAUGGCUGCUGCCGCCCACUGUGCUGUGGAAGAUACUGGUCUUAUGGCUUCUACUGA